UGAAGGAUCACGUGACACUGUUGUCAGGUAGCAGCAUGGCGGACUCGCAUGUGGAGCCUCUUCACAGACUGCAUUGCUUAUCCAGCUAACCCCACUGUCAGAAAAAAAAAAACCUCUUCAAAGCCGGUGAAGCCCGAGUCGACGGCAGAAUGGAGGAGGAAAACAAACUGCAGUUCCCGUCUCUGCCCGCUACCAAGGAGGAGCUUCUGGACUGGGCUUAUCCGAUGAGGAGAGAAAUGCAGGAGAUUUUACCUGGACUGUUUUUAGGGCCCUAUUCUGCUGCAAUGAAAAGCAAGCUGCCAGCUCUUGAGAGACACGGCAUAACGCAUAUAGUUUGUGUUCGCCAAGACAUUGAAGCCAAUUUUAUCAAACCCAAUUUCUCGCAUAGAUUUAGAUAUCUUGUUUUAGAUAUUGCUGACAAUCCAGUAGAAAAUAUAAUUCGCUUUUUUCCUACGACUAAAGAGUUUAUUGACAGCUGCUUGGCGACGGAGGGAAAGGUACUCGUUCACGGUAAUGCAGGGAUAUCGAGAAGCGCUGCCUUAGUGAUUGCCUACCUUAUGGAAACGUUUGGGAUGAAAUACAGGGAUGCAUUCAGCUACGUUCAGGAGAGGAGAUUUUGCAUCAACCCAAAUGUAGGGUUUGUCCACCAACUCCAGGAAUAUGAAGCUAUCUACCUGGCCAAAUUGACCAUUAAAAUGAUGUCACCAAUGCAGUUGGGCAGGUCUUUCUCUCUACAAGCUGGGAUGGCAGGAAGCCGCAAACGCAGCCUGGAGGAGGAUGAAGAUUUUGGAGCAAUGCAGGUCACAGCAACACAGAACGGCUGAGCUUUAUGGACUUCAAGCUGUGUGGCACAGUGCACUCUUUUUCUUUUUUUUUCUCUCCAUGUUUUUUACAUUUUUAAUGGGAUUAAAAAUGUAAAUAUUUGAAAUUUUUCUAAGGGGAUGGGGUAGAGGGUGGGAGGACGAGUUACUCAUGUCUGAGACAUGGAGUACUGAUGAACAAUGGUCAAAUUGGAUAACUUGUUUUUUUUCUGAGCAGAAUGCACUGAAAGUUUUUUUUUUGUUUGUUUGUUUUUUUGCAGUUUUAUAGUAUUUAAGCAUUUUGCAUUUGCAGCGGGACAGUAUUGCAAUAAUGCACUUUGAAUACUUGAAUUAGUGAAGAUGACCUGAUUGGGGAUGUCUGCAAAAGGGAGUGGAGCCAAGAUGUCGCCCAGCAGGUGACAUAAGGAGUAGCUAUGCCUUUAUUUCAGGAGUAAUGAGGUCGUGGACUAAUUCGGCCUGAUGUGUGGGACAGUCAAGAACACAAAACUGCUAAAACACUGCUUAAUAAAAUAAGUCCAGAGUACUGUA
Messenger RNA from Fundulus heteroclitus (mummichog), 1349 nucleotides. It is a transcript of the gene styx, whose product is annotated as serine/threonine/tyrosine interacting protein. Gene Ontology annotation, molecular function: F-box domain binding; protein tyrosine/serine/threonine phosphatase activity. Gene Ontology annotation, biological process: regulation of ERK1 and ERK2 cascade; protein dephosphorylation; negative regulation of SCF-dependent proteasomal ubiquitin-dependent catabolic process. The record is from RefSeq and is a predicted model, not a curated record. Gene Ontology annotation, cellular component: nucleoplasm; cytoplasm. The transcript has 11 exons. NCBI's taxonomy places the organism in Eukaryota, Metazoa, Chordata, Actinopteri, Cyprinodontiformes, Fundulidae. The coding region runs from base 150 to 824 and encodes 224 amino acids.